UGGAGAGAGAACUCUCUACCGGUAUUUUGAACCUCAAAACCCCCUUCACCCAUCUCCGCUGCCCCGGAAUUUGCCAGGGUUCUCUGUCUACGGAACGAAUAAGGGUAUGGCUCCAUUGAUUUGCGAUGCGGGGGCUGACGGAGGAUCAAAUGCCUGGGGCUUUUCUUUUCGUGCAACGAUGAUGUUUCUUUAGGAGACUCUCCUCGAGCACCUUCUUUCCCACGUUCACUUUUGUUUUGAUAGCCUCACAUUUCGUCACUCUUUUGUAGAAACCAUGAAGGCGCCCUUCCUCACCGCCAGUCUACUCGCAGCUAGCGCUCUCGCAGUUGAUCUGGAUGCUUCGGUAUCACUCAACCCCCUCAACUGCAAGUGCUUCCCGGGAGACACGUGUUGGCCAUCAACCCAAGACUGGGACAGCUUGAACCAGACGGUCAGCGGCCGGUUGGUUGCCACGGUGCCGCUCGCCCAGGCCUGUCACGACCCCAACUACGACCCCGUGAGAUGUCAGGCUCUGCGUGAUGGCUGGCAGAAUCCGGCUACUCACAUGGAUGAUUCGGCUUCGGUCAUGGCCCCUUUCUUUGCCAACCAGAGCUGUGACCCUUUUACCUCACAGUCGAAGCCCUGCACACUGGGCAAUUAUGUGGUCUACGCCGUCGAGGCCGAGUCGACCGCCGACAUAGUUGCUGCAGUCAAGUUUGCCAAAAAGAACAACAUUCGUUUUGUCAUCCGCAACACCGGUCAUGACUACCUUGGCCGCUCCACGGGCGCUGGGGCUCUGUCGGUAUGGACUCACAAGCUCGACGGCAUCGAGUUCAAGGAGUGGAACGACGAGGACUACAGAGGCAGUGCCGUGAAGCUUGGCGCCGGCGUACAAGGCUUCGAAGCCAUGUCGGCGGCUCUCGAGAAGAAGCAGGUUGUCCUUGGCGGCGAAUGCCCAAGCGUCGGCAUUGCUGGUGGUUACACCCAGGGCGGUGGCCAUUCCGCCCUGAGCACCUCCUUCGGCUUGUCGGCCGACAACACGCUCGAGUUUGAAGUCGUCACAGCUGCUGGUGAGAUCGUCACGGCCUCGCAAGCACAAAAUACCGAUCUGUACUGGGCGCUCUCCGGCGGAGGCGGCGGCAACUAUGGCGUCGUUGUCAGCAUGACCGUCAAGACUUUCCCUGACGCCCACGUCAGCGGCGCUACCCUCUCGUUCUACGCCAGCGAAAACCCAACCGAGUCCUUUUAUGGCGCCGUCGAUGCCUUCCACGCCGCCCUCCCCGCCAUGGUUGAAGCGGGAGCUAUGACGGUGUACUUCUUCACCUCUGACUUUUUCAUGAUCGCGCCAUUGACAGCCUACAACAAGACCGCCGCCGAGGUCGAGGCCAUCAUGGCCCCCUUCCUCACCACACUCACUGCAAUGGGCGUCAAAUACACCUCGGCCUACAGCCAAAGCGCCACCUACUACGAGCACUACGAUAAGUACUUCGGCCCGCUCCCCGCAGGCAACAUCCAGGUCGGCAUCGCGCAGUACGGCGGGCGGCUAGUCCCGCUCUCAGCCUUCGAGGCCAACGCGACCGGCAUGUCGGCCGUGACGCGGUACAUCGCGGAGAAGAACGUGACCUGGAUCGGCGUCGGCACCGACGUCUCGCGGUUCGGCGGGGGCGGCACCAACGCCGUGCUGCCGGCCUGGCGCGCCGGCCCGAUCGUCCACGCCACCCUCACCACCGAGUGGUCGUUCGACCCGGCCGCGUGGGACCGCAUGCUCGCCAACCAGCGCCUCAUGACCGACGAUAUCCUUCCUAGGCUCGAGGCCGUCACCCCCGGCUCUGCCAAAUGUUUUGAUCUGUAA
Messenger RNA from Chaetomium fimeti, 1831 nucleotides. RefSeq lists its product as uncharacterized. Gene Ontology annotation, molecular function: FAD binding; oxidoreductase activity. The transcript has 3 exons. The record is from RefSeq and is a predicted model, not a curated record. Lineage: Eukaryota; Fungi; Ascomycota; Sordariomycetes; Sordariales; Chaetomiaceae. The coding region runs from base 275 to 1831 and encodes 518 amino acids.